Molecule: messenger RNA, 1181 nt
Organism: Gavia stellata (red-throated loon)
Lineage: Eukaryota; Metazoa; Chordata; Aves; Gaviiformes; Gaviidae
Gene: RTN4IP1
Product: reticulon 4 interacting protein 1
Exons: 9
Cellular component (GO): mitochondrion
Molecular function (GO): oxidoreductase activity; zinc ion binding
Source: RefSeq, a predicted model, not a curated record
GGGGCGGCGACCGGGAGGACGCUGCGCGGCGCGGCGCGGGCGGGCGGGCAGGCGCCGGCCCGCGGCUUCCGCACCUCUUCGGGGGUGCGGUCCGCCAUGCCGUCCUGGGUCAUAGACCGCUACGGCCGCAACGACGUGCUGCGCUUCACCAGGGACAUGGUGUUCCCCACCAUACACUUUCCGAACGAGGUCAUCAUUAAGGUUCACGCUGCGAGCCUGAACCCCAUCGACCUUAGCAUGAGAAGUGGUUAUGGUGCAACUGCAUUAAAUAUGAAGCGGGAUCCCCUGAAACUCAAAAGCGUGGACACUGAAUUUCCACUAACACUUGGUCGAGAUGUCUCUGGUGUUGUUAUGGAAUGUGGACUGAGUGUGUCUUAUUUCAAACCUGGAGAUGAGGUGUGGGCAGCAAUUCCUCCGUGGAAACAGGGCACUCUGUCAGAGUUUGUGGUAGCUAUUGGAAACGAGGUGUCUUUUAAGCCAAAGUGUCUCAGCCACACAGAAGCUGCCUCCUUACCAUAUGUAGGUCUCACAGCUUGGUCUGCAGUUAACCAAGUUGGAGGACUGAACCGAAGUAAUUGUAGUGGGAAAAGAGUAUUAAUAUUAGGAGCUUCAGGAGGAGUUGGUACAUUUGCUGUACAGCUAGUGAAGGCCUGGGGUGCUCACGUGACAGCAGUUUGUUCUCAUGAUGCCAGCACACUGAUGAAAAAGCUUGGAGCAGAUGAUGUGAUUGAUUACAAAUCUGGAAAUCUGGAAGAGCAGCUUAAAACAUUACCCUUAUUUGAUUUCAUCCUAGAUAAUGUUGGUGGAUCCACUGAGAAGUGGGCUCUAGAUCUCCUGAAGAAAUGGUCAGGAGCAACAUAUGUUACCUUAGUGACACCUUUCCUGAUCAAUAUGGACAAACUUGGAGUGGCUGAUGGCAUGUUACAAACAGGAGUCACUGUUGGUUCCAAAACUGUAAAGCAUCUCUUUAAAGGAGUCCAUUAUCGGUGGGCAUUUUUUAUGCCAAGUGGCCCAAGUUUGGAUGAAAUAGCAGAACUAGUUGAUUCUGGAAAGAUUCAACCAGUUAUUGAUCAAGUCUUCUCUUUUUCUGAAGUCCCAAAGGCCUUUCUGAAAUUGGAAAGAGGACAUGCACGUGGAAAAACAGUGAUCGAUGUAAUUAGUAAGAAAUAAAGUACCUCUAA